This is a messenger RNA of Clonostachys solani, 1470 nucleotides long. The record is from the annotation of a GenBank genome assembly. Lineage: Eukaryota; Fungi; Ascomycota; Sordariomycetes; Hypocreales; Bionectriaceae.
AUGAACUCCCUUAAUAUUAUCACUCGCGUAUCCCCAUCCUCCAGUCCCGCCUCUUCCCGCUCCAAUAGCCUGAGCCAUAUGGGCAUCGGCCUUGCAGGAGACAGCGAAAAGCAAACAGAGCAAUCCCAAGAUCACAUGUCAUCUUCAAACAUGGAUUUAUACCAACAGCAGACGACGACGGAAACCGCCUACGAGCAACCAGAUGAUGUAACUGAAGAUACCCCUUUGCUGAGCGAAAAGAAAGUUAAUAAACGGUCCCGAUGGUGGCGCACGAUACCUCGAGACUUUGCUUCUAGCAUUCUCAAUUCUAUUCGUUGGGUUUUUGCCACCUUGGCCUCCCCUGGAGUAUACCUGAUAGCCUGCUUCUGUGAUGCGAACGGGAAUUUCUCGCCAUGGGCAUCGAUCAAGGCCAUGUUCGGUGUUCGCAAGGAGAACUCUUUGACGUCUGAAAAGCAUGGUGAUGCUGGAGGAAACCAUGGUGGUCUGGAUCCAUCACAUGCGCAACGGCGAUCUGGACGGCAUCAAUCUGGAUCAUCAGUAUCUUCAUCUGCAGUAACAUCGGAAUCGGAAGGCGAGGAUACGAAGGACAAUAGACGGCACACCCGCUCCAAGUCUCUCGAUCCCACAGAUGAAAUAAACCCAGCUCGCAAGUCAAUCCGCAUCAAACUCAACAACGAUGAACUAGAGAAACGGAGACACCGGAAAACUCAAUCUGCCGUUUUGCGAACAAAAUCAAGCGAGGUCGGAGGCGACGAGCUCUCUGCUCAACUGAAAUCCCCCACCUCCCCCGUCGCCGCCCUCACCAAGUAUCCUCGUACUCCAGCUCCGCCUCGUCCUUUGAUUCCUCGACGACAACCCUCGUAUCUGAAUAUGGAACCGCCCAGGAAGCCUCAGAAAACGCUUAUUUUGGAUCUCGACGAGACCUUGAUUCACAGCAUGUCGAAAGGAGGACGGAUGAGCACCGGUCAUAUGGUCGAAGUCCGUCUCAAUGCAGCUUCAUUGGGAAUGAACAGCGGCCAAGGAAACGUUGGCCAGCACCCGAUUCUGUACUGGGUCAACAAGCGCCCUUAUUGUGAUGAGUUCCUGCGACGAGUUUGCAAGUGGUUCAACCUGGUCAUCUUCACGGCUUCAGUCCAAGAGUACGCAGAUCCAGUUAUCGACUGGCUGGAGCAGGAGCGAAAGUUCUUCUCUGCCAGGUACUAUCGUCAACAUUGCACAUUCCGUCAAGGCGCAUACAUCAAGGAUCUCAGCUCUGUGGAGCCCGAUCUGAGUAACGUCAUGAUCCUGGACAAUAGUCCGCUCAGCUACUUAUUCCAUGAAGAUAAUGCAAUUCCUAUACAAGGGUGGAUCAAUGACCCGACAGAUUACGAUCUAAUGCAUCUUGUUCCAUUACUGGAGGGCCUUCAGUAUGUCCAUGAUGUGAGAGCGUUGCUCGCGCUGCGCGGGGGCGAGGGUCAAAGCACUGCAUAG